AUGGAUUCGAGUUCGGAAUUAUACCAACAAGAAGAGAAGAAAGUCAUUUCAGUUUGUGAGUACGUUGCUAAUAUGUUAAGAGAGUCAUUUCAAUGUCUCACCGUUAUCCUCCUCAGCUUUCUCCUACCUCUUUCCUUCAUCGUCCUCGCGAGGUUGUCAGUAACGCAAUAUCUCAUUUCCACGUCAUCUUACAAGGGCCCCGAUACACUCCUUGUUAGGCUCUACCUCUAUGCCAAUCCUACUCUUCUUCACCUACUAGCUCCAUAUGUUAGCAUUUCUGCUUUGUCUCAGUGCUUGACAGGACGGACUUCGUCUGAUCACAUGAUAACUAAACCUCUUGUUUGUGCUUCGUGGAUUUUGCUCUUCGCGUUUCAAAUUUGCGUGUGCAUAGGCGUAGAAGGUAGCAUAGCCGUUGGAAUAGAUGGUACUGGUUUUAGUCGCGAGAGACUGUGUCUGCUGACGAGGAGUUUGUUUUUCUUGGGAUUGCAUGAGACGACAUUGUUUUGGUCGAAGAAAGUAGUGAAGCCGGUUGUGGAUGACACGGUUUUUGGAGAUGGCACGGAGGAUAGGUAUGUCGAGAAUGUGGCUAUGGCUAUGAGUUUCGGUGUGUUGUGGUGGUGCAAAUUGAGGGAUGAAGUUGAGUCUUUAGUGGUUGUAGUUGAGGUGAAAAGGGACUUGAUUGGUAAUGUUGAUUUGGUUGACUUUGUUGGUUGGUGGUUGUAUUAUGUGACUGUGGCAAUUGGUAUGGUUAAGGUUGUUAAGGCACUUGUUUGGCUAAAUUUUGUGUUGUUUUGUAGGAAUGUGGUUGAUUCAGAACUAAGUUGCGCGGACUCUUCACUUUUCAUGCCUCACCCAUGUCGGAUUCUCCAAAAAUACACUAUUUUUGGCCAAUCCGACACGCAUCCGCUGACAUUUUUGAAGAAUCCGAGCAACAUAGAUUCAGACAAUGCAGGCUGUUGUACAAGAAAUGAUGACAAGGUCUGA
Capsicum annuum is the source of this 984-nucleotide messenger RNA. RefSeq lists its product as uncharacterized. NCBI's taxonomy places the organism in Eukaryota, Viridiplantae, Streptophyta, Magnoliopsida, Solanales, Solanaceae. The coding region runs from base 1 to 984 and encodes 327 amino acids. The record is from RefSeq and is a predicted model, not a curated record. The transcript has a single exon.